This is a messenger RNA of Bufo gargarizans (Asiatic toad), 1215 nucleotides long. RefSeq names its product sepiapterin reductase (gene SPR). The transcript has 3 exons. NCBI's taxonomy places the organism in Eukaryota, Metazoa, Chordata, Amphibia, Anura, Bufonidae. Gene Ontology annotation, biological process: tetrahydrobiopterin biosynthetic process. The coding region runs from base 23 to 796 and encodes 257 amino acids. The record is from RefSeq and is a predicted model, not a curated record. Gene Ontology annotation, molecular function: sepiapterin reductase (NADP+) activity.
CCGUUUUGCACUGGACCUUGCGAUGUCUCUUGGACAAGUGUUGUGCGUUGUGACCGGAGCCUCCCGGGGCUUCGGGCUCGGUGUGUGCCGGGAGCUGGGCGCUCGGGUGGCCCCGGGCUCAGCGCUGCUCAUGGUGUCCCGCUCUGAGGAGACGCUGCGGCAGGAGGCGGAGAGGCUGCGGGAGCGCUGCCCGGGGCUGGCGGUGCACUGGGUGGCCGCAGAUCUGAGCAGCGAGCCCGGGCUGAGGAGGACGGUGACGGCGGCGGAGGAGAUGAAGAGCGGAGCGGAGCCCCAGACCCUGAUCAUCAUCAACAACGCCGGGUCCCUGGGAGACAUCAGUAAACGGUUUGUGGACAUGGUGGACAUGGGGGAGGUGGACGGCUACCUGUCCUUCAAUGUGUCCUCCGCUCUCUGCCUUACCACCUCCAUGCUGAGGAGUUUCCCGGGGCUGCGGAGUCUGGUGGUCAAUGUGUCCUCACUGGCCGCCAUCAAGCCCUUUAGGUCCUGGGCCCUCUACUGUGCCGGAAAAGCAGCUCGGGACAUGAUGUUCAGAGUCCUGGCCGAGGAGGAGGCCGACCUGCGGGUGCUCAGCUAUGGGCCAGGUCCCCUGGACACGGACAUGCAGGAGCAGGUGAGGACCCAGACGGCGGACGCUGAGCUACGGCAGCUGUUUGUUAAUAUGAAGAAUGAAGGCAAGUUAGUGGACAUUGAGAUGUCUGCCCGGAAGAUGCUGGACGUCCUCCUGAGAGACACCUACAAGUCUGGGGACCACGUGGACUUUUAUGAUGAUGUGUAGUUGCCUCCCCUGUCGGCUGUAUUCAUAAGUCCACGGGGUAGUCACACAUCCAGUGCCUUGUUCUGGGCAGUUUGCUUUCCAGACUCGCCCAUUAUGGGAGCGCCAUCCGUGUGCUGUCCAUUUCUUCACUCAUCUGUUGCUAAGCAACACUGAAAUAUGCAUUCCAGAAAAAUGUCUGACACCCAGGAUCAACAUGGAGGCAAAUCGGUCAGUUCUGUGCGGACGCAAAUCAGAUACAUGAUUACAGCUUAUCGUUUAAUCGGCUGAGAAAAUCGGGGAGACCCCCGUGUUCUUUUAAACUACCGGGAUCACAGGGGUCUCUUGGGAAUGGUGCAAUAUGUAGCUCUAAUCAAGGCUUUACUACUGCCAGUAGGGGGCGGGUCCUCACCUCUGUAGGUCUGUCAGUAGGGGGGGGGGUC